AUGCGGCGGAGAACUACGUUUCCCAAAUCUUUCUGCGGGGAUUGAGGGAGGCUGUUGCGAGGCUUCUUUCUCUUUAGUUGGGUAAAGUCUGGGGCAACCCGGGGAGAGUUGGUCUUGUCGCGAGUUCGAGGCUCCAUCGAAACGGCUCUCCUCGGAGGCUGAGCUCGUGGAGGAGGAAGCAAGGGCUCGACGGAGAGUUGUGGGAUCUGCAGGUUGAGGAGCUGUACCAAGAAUUUAUGGAAGCCAGAGAUUACCCUUGAAAUAGUUUGCGUCAUUGAAAUCUCUGCUUUUCAGUAGAUCUGGUCUACUUGCACGCAGGAGGGGAAAAAUGAACAAGGAUGCACAAAUGAGAGCAACUAUUAAUCAAAAAUUAAUUGAAACAGGAGAACGAGAACGCCUUAAAGAAUUACUGAGAGCAAAAUUAAUUGAAUGUGGUUGGAAAGAUCAGCUAAAGGCACACUGCAAAGAUGUCAUCAAAGAAAAAGGGCUAGAACAUGUUACUGUUGAUGAUUUGGUGGCUGAAAUUACUCCAAAAGGCAGAGCUUUAGUACCUGAUAGUGUAAAGAAAGAACUUCUACAGAGAAUAAGAACAUUUCUGGCUCAACAUGCCAGUCUUUGAGCCGUCCAUUUGAAUCUUCCCAUGCUUUAACAUGCUGUGUUCAGUGAAUCACACGAAAAA
Messenger RNA from Thamnophis sirtalis, 679 nucleotides. It is a transcript of the gene ENY2, whose product is annotated as ENY2 transcription and export complex 2 subunit. Gene Ontology annotation, biological process: mRNA export from nucleus; positive regulation of DNA-templated transcription. Lineage: Eukaryota; Metazoa; Chordata; Lepidosauria; Squamata; Natricidae. Gene Ontology annotation, molecular function: transcription coactivator activity. Gene Ontology annotation, cellular component: nuclear pore; SAGA complex. The record is from RefSeq and is a predicted model, not a curated record.